UUAGCGAAAAUAUCGUUUCUACGCCAUUCGUUACCUGUGAAAUAUUAUGACUAUAGAUCUUAGAGACGAAAAAAGUGUCUUUCCUUUCAUAUUUUUCUAAGUACUUUGUGCACCGAUUUAUAAUACUACUUUCCAAAAUCGUCACCGUUUUUUAUCUAGUAAGCGGGUAAAUAUUCGUGUCAAUAAAGGACAAGUGGCACAAAAAAAUCGAAUCCCGAAAGGGUGUAGAUUUGUGCCCUAAACGGGAUUCGUUGAAGAGAAGAAAAAAAAUCGAAAUUUAGAUUUAGAUUGUUAUUGUCAUCAGAUAAAUCAAGGAAACAUUUGAGUGAAAAACUAUUAACAUCCUUCAGAUAGAGAAAGAGGACUGGUACGGUAAUCUAAUACUCCAUAAUGGAGGAAUCGUUGCUGAAAGACUUAGAAACGGCUGCUCAUAUUAUAAUGGCCCCACCUACGGUAGUGUCCAGAGAACAGCGUCAGCAAUCCGAAGCUAUAUUUAUGAACUUUCGCCGAACAAAAUCACCGUACGUCCUGUGUCAGACAAUCUUGGAGAAGUCCGUUGUAGAUCUUGUACUUUUUGAAGCAGCAGAUGUCCUGAAAAAAGCCGUUGUCGCUGAGUGGAAGUGCAUUCCAGAUCAUGAUAAAACAUCACUGCGACAAUACCUGUUAAAUUACAUUAUUCAGCGGGACAUUCCAGUGUUUAUCAGGGACAAACUGCUACAGGUAGUGGCGAUAAUGAUUAAGCGAGCGAGUUUGGAAGAUGUCGGUUUAGAACGGGGUCAAAUAAUAGAGGAAACAAAAAAGAUGUUAAGUUCAGGUGAUGUUAAACAGCAAAUCCUGAGCUGCAGCAUUUUACUUGCAAUAUUGGAAGAGUACUGUAACAUUGUUCGGUCAGACGAUACCGGGCUAACGACUCACGAACACUUCCGUGCGAAGAAACAAUUCGAAGUUUCGGAUUUACUGAAGGUCUUUAUUAUGACGUUGCAAGCGAUGGAGGAACUCGUAAAAGUGUUCGAUGCUAGCCAUUCUAUGCAUUUGUAUCUUUUCAAGCAGAUGCUCUCCGUCAUGGAAACCAUACUAACAUGGGGGUUCUUGUUGCCCAAGUUGCAAAUUGUACGCGUACUGCAGCCGUCCUUAUCGAAAAAAAUUAUUGACACAUCGGAAACAGUAACGAAAGCUUUGCACGCACCGCCUCUGAGGUUACAUGCUCAAUGGAAGAAUGUGGUUUUCGAACCCAAACUACUAGAGAUAUUUUUUUUUAUAUACUGGAAGGUUCGUGAUAACGAAGAGCUUCAACCGAAAGCGCUGAUAUGUAUCCUACAAUUAUCGACUCUUAAAGGACCGAUCAUUACCGAUAACAAAGAUGAAAGCGUUACCUAUUUGACAAAUUAUCUGACGCAUUUUCUGUCGAUGCUGAAUACUAUCGAAAUAAAAGAAAAAGAGGCCUAUAGUUUUUCAUUGAUUCUGCGUAAACUUUUACAAUUACUUCCCCGGGCUGAGAUCAAAAAUCUUCCGAAUGCGCUCUGCGAUGUAUUCAUGCAGCAAACUCUCAAUAUGACUUUGAAGUUUAUUGAACUAGCCGCAGUGGAAGAAGCCAUAUCUCCUGACGAAACGGUAUAUAUUGAUGCACUGGGAAACUUGUUGGAAAUUUGGCUGUACGUGUUGAAUGACAAAGAUAACUAUCCAGUGGAGGUGAUGGUACCGUUCAUCACGCAAAUGUUUGAAAAGUUUAUUCAGUACCAUUUGGCAGCUCCAGAUGGAAUGCGUGGCAUCGGUCGGGAAUCGGACUCAAUAGAUGAAAUUGAAGAGUUUGAAGAAUCCGACCGUGAGCGUUUCAAGGAGCAACUGAUAAUAAUCGGUUACUUUGGUCGAGAAAUUCUGACACAUUCGCUUCCACUGCUUUCCAAACUUUUGGAGAAUAGAACCAGAAACUUGGGAACACAGUUACAUUUAUUGCAUUCGACGAAGACCAUGAGCGCCUCCAGUUCUAAGUUAAUGGUUGAUUUGUUCGAAGACAUACACUGGAUCUUGUUGGUUACCGGGCACGUUUUGGCACUAGAAGCGGACGGUGAGUCGGCAAUGAUUCCAGGUGAAAUACUACAGCUCAGCAUGCAGCAAAUUGCUAGUGGAGUGACAGACUUAACUAAUAGUUUAAAAUUGUUGGCUUCGCCUAGUCAAGACAUCCAGGAAAUUCAUAAUGCGGAGGUCAACACGGAUCCGGUAAUUCGGUUAAUCGCAGCCGGCUUUCGUUUAUGUGAGUUGGAAAAGAGUGCCAUUGAAGUUCGCAUGUAUCAGUUCCUCAGUCCUGAAUUGAGUUCCACUUUGGUUUGGUUCCUAAAGCGGUGGUCCGACGCAUAUCUGAUGCCAGUUAAUGAAGAAUUCGUUAGUGCGAUAUUUCGACAAGCUUUCGGCUCCGGAACGCCAGGCUCGGUAUGGGUUAUAAAUUAUAUACUAAACAAAAUUUGUUUGAACGCACAGUAUCUACGAGCGGAGCAGUCAGUGAUUGAGGAAACUUGUGAACUGUUCCUUGUGUUGUUGAAACGAAAGGAUCGCUGUCGGGCCAUAUUUAAUUCGGAGUUUUUCCGAUCCAUCUGUGAUUUAAAAAGUGUAGAUCUGCCGACGACGGUCAAACGCAAAUUGCUGAAGGGUUUUGUAAUGGUUGCUUCCAGCGUCGAGAGCGAGCCAAUGCGAGCCGAAUACCUCGGAAAGAUUUUACAGCCGAUUGAAGAGAAGUACAAAAUGUUGAUAUCACAUCAAAAUUUCCAAUCCGUAUAUCAAGAAGAAAAUGUUAAGCUGAAAGUAAUUGAGAUAUUGGAGGAGUUGAUUGGUUGUGUGCAGGGUGCUUACCAAAACUCUUUGACGAUCAUAUUUACCAACAUUCAGUGCAUAUGCAAAGAGUUGCCGGCCUUCUUAGAUCUUUACCAUAACUAUACGGUGAUUGUUGAGCUUAUCCUGGAGCUAGUGUGUGAAGUUGUGUCCGUCAUUGGUAAUGUAACAUCGGAACACGUUAUACGAACGGCAGUAAAUGAAUGUUGUUUCUCGGUUAUUCGAAUCUACGUCAAAAACAAUUCCAACCGAGUUUCACUCAGUGCCGCGAACACGGACAGUGACCCGGUAGAUAUGAUAUUGAUUCUAAAGCUGCUAAAUUUCCUUACAUCGAAGCCACUUUUCACGGAGGAUUUGAUUCUCACUGGGACCGAAGAGAGUAAUGCACAAGCAUCGGAAAUAUGUAUUUUCGGCCUGACUCAUAUUGUACCGCUUAUUACAAUCGAUUUGAUCAAAUAUCCGGAUCUAUGUCUGCAGUACUAUAGCACAAUUACGUCUUUCAUCGAGGAAAAAUCUCAUAUAAUUGCUAACCUGCAUCCAGAUUUGCUUAAACAACUGCUGGGCUCAAUCGAAUUGGGUCUCAGCUCAUUUACAUCCGAGAUCGAGUGCAAGUGCUUAGAGUUCCUAGAAAUCUACGCUAAUAAUGUGUACUUCAGUCAGGAUCCAUUGGCACCCAUGACACAGCUACUGCGUCCAUUUCUCAAAUUAAUGUUGGACAUGAUUCUAGGCCAGAAGAUCGAUUUGAACAAUACCAUGGACUGGUAUCAUGCAGUGUUUGUAGUAGUUUGCUGUUUCCCAGAACAUUUCAAGGAAUUACUGAAUGGCUUCCUGAACGAACAGCUAGAUUCGGAACAUAUAAUUAGUAAUGAUGUGGCGUUCAGUAUCACCGGCCUGCUGAACGAUAUGGAGUAUGUCAAUAAUCGGUUGACCAAGUCCAAAUUUGUGGAAAGGUUCGACAAGUUUGUCACGAAUUUUAGUACCAUGUACAAGAAGUAAGUCUGAUUCCAUAUUGGUGUUGGCGUGGUACUGUUCUUACGUUAAUUAUGAUUAAUAUCGGUAAGUUUCGUUUAGUUCGUUUAAUGUGUAUAUUUGCUCCUGUUGCGUAUUUAUUAUUUCAUACGACGGCACACGUUUUAGAAAUUGUGCUUAGAUAAUAUGGAAAAAAGAACCGUUUGCAAAAUGGUCAAUGAAACAGAUAUGGCGAUAGAAUUUAGAUAGAAAAAGUGAAAUUAGGAACUCGACUACUGAAAUCAACUAUCUAAGGAUUUGACAAAUUUAGCAUGUUUUCGGGAUGAGCGGUUGCAAUCUCAUGGCCGUUUCUAUGUUUUGUAUAAAGUUCAACUAAGAUGGGAUCUCUUGAACGUAUUGGACGUUGUUUUCAGUAUCAUCUGAAAUAGAAAAACAUUCUAAGUUUGUUACGUUAUUUUGUUGUGUUCUUCCUACAAAAAUUAUAACCCGUUAUUAGACCGUUCCUGAAAUUCGAUGCUUCACUUAGCUUCUUACCUAGCGUACGGGUCAGGAUCAUUUCGCCGAAAGGGUCAUUUAACCGAAUAAGGAUGAUAGCGUUAACACCCGUUUCGUCGACCUACAAUUGUACUUAUUGCAUAAGGAUUGAUUCUUGUACUCUUGAAUAAAGAUUGAUUUAUGAACCUCAGAAAUGGGUUCUCAAGAAAACUUGUUGACUUUAUUAGCUACUAAGCAUCAAAUCAUUUGCAUAGGUGUAUCUAUCAGGCAAAUGUUUGUGUUUUUUACUGUUUACUGAGUGAAGAUGAAAAAAUAUCUAAUGCGGCUUCGCCACAUCGUUUUGGUUCGUGUGCUGUCCGAUCUCGGCACUGCUCGUUCGGAUCUUACUAAAGCGAAGAAACCUAGGUUUGAGUAGACCGGGUGAACAAGGCGGUUACAGGUUUGUAUGUGAGGGACCGCCGCUUCCGACGGAUCGACGGCCAACUCAGCAUGCGUCGCUUCGGCGGCGCUGUGCCGUCGAACCAUCUUGGAUCAAUUAUCCAGGAGACAUAAUAACACAAAAAAUAAUAAUAUGAUGUAUUCUAAUUUACCCUUUCGGCGAAAUUACCCUUUCAGUGAAAUGACCGUUUCGGCGAAAUGACCUAUUCGUUGAAACGAUCUAUAUCUUGGGAGUACCCAGAAUAAUGAUACAAAACAACCUAAAAGUGAGUUAAAGGAUUCUUAAAAUAAGAUUGAACUAUCCUUUAUCAGAACUAUAAUAACCAAAACUAGCUAUAAAUUAUCUCCCUACAUUACUUCCUGGAAAAUCCAACAAAAGUGCAUAAACAGAAAAUCAUGAUAUUGUAGCUACACAUUUCAAUUUUAUUGCUGAAUCUCGGUGAAAAAAUUUUACAGCGAGCUCGGCAAAAGCUUUCAGGAUUGAAUCAUGAAUAUCCGAGUCAUCGGUAAUUGAGCGUAGGAAGAGCUUGGGGGUUAUUAAUGCUCAUUUUUAUUCGAAAUAAAAUUCGAACAGCAAAUACAAAAAAAUACAUCACGGAUAAACAUUUUUGUUUCUAGUGUUCCUCGAAGCCUCCACUUCCACUGAGGUCUUUUUUUACGCAGUUUUUUAUGCGUUCUUUUUCAAAGCUAUCCGAUUUUCAUGUUUUGUCUUAGGAAUGCAUGAAACGUCGAGAUAUGGUGUAAUCCAGAUUUUUUCAAAUCCUGACACUGACUGAUUUUUUUCAAAAAAAAAACAACAUUUUUUUGGAUUACUCCAGAUCUUGACGUACGGACCCGAAUGACCAGGUUAAAAAGUCCUUACUCCAAAAAAAAAAAAAAAGAUCUCGACGUUUCAUGCAUUUCUAAGACAUUUGGCAUCGAACAAAAUUUUCGAUUUUGGAAAUCUCCAAAUUUUUUCAUUUUAAAAAAAGUUCAGAAAUCGAUUUUUUUAGGUUACAAGUUACAACACCCUAUCUUUACGCUUCAUGCAUUUCUAAGAUAUUUGGCAUAAAAAAUCUUCCGUUUUGUUGUUUUUUUCCACGCGGAUUUCUGAAAUUCUCCCUAAGUCCUUUAAUUCCAAAAUUUUGUUUUGAGAUUACACCAUAUCUCAAUGUUUCGUUCUUUUCUAAGACUAAAUCGUUUUCUAAAAUCUUAGAAUUUUUCAUUUUUUCAUAAAAAUUUUUUUUUGAUUACAGAUUUUUUAUACAAUUAUAAAGUAUUUGGAAUCAGAAAACAAUUUCGUUUGUUUUGCGGUUUUUUUACGCGGAUUUCCGAACUUAUGCGUUUUUUUAAGCGGAUUCCCAAAGUCACACGGUACAUUUUGCGCGAGUUAACAAGUUGAGAUGGUCAUUGUUCGUGUUACAUUCCUUGCGAUCGGACGUGCGAGUGUCGGUCUCCGCCUUUCGUCGCGUCAGCAAUCUUCACGAGUGUUUAGCGGGUCGGCGACCGUGCCGACUCAUCAAAGUGCGAGCGUGCUAGCUACCACGCGUAUCGAGUGGAAUAGCAAUAAUUCGAAUUAGAGCUAAGGGACUCAGCUACCACUCAUAUAAAUAGUGACAGUAAGUAAACUAAUCCAAACUUACAUCCGAGUCCAGGGUGUAAUCUAUGACGUCGGCACUAUUAACAUCUCAGAGGUAGAACUGCUAAGCAAACUAAAAAUGGAAAACGGUAUCGAAGUGCGAAGAAUUAGAAGGACUGUCAAUGGAACACUCACCAAUACCCCGCUACUCAUUCUGUUAUUCGCCACUACCAAACUACCGGAGAAAAUCUUCAUCGGGUUAAUCCGCACCGAAGUAAGGCAGUACUAUCCCGCUCAAUUGCGAUGUUACCGAUGUGACCACUUCGGUCACGGCAGCAAGACAUGCGACGAGAAAGAGAUCUGCUUGAACUGCAGCUAGGAACACGAGAACUCUAGUGAAAAUCAAUGCAGAAAGAGCAGCAGAUGCCCAAAUUGCAACGAAAAUAACCCCGCUCGAUACAAAUGAUGUCCGGAUGCAAAUAGUGAAAACUAAAAUUGAUAAUAACCUCACCUAUGCGGAAGCUAGGAGCCAUAAGACAUAAACCAAAGCAACAAACCUUCUUUAAUGUAGCAAGCAACGACCAAUGUCGCUCAGAUCACACAUCUGGUCAAUAGCAAAGACACUCUAAUAAAAAAAACAAGAGCUGCAAGAAAGCCAAAAGCUUAACAUGCAGAUUCUUGCUCAGAUGACCGAACUAAAGAAAAAUACCACUGGAAACUACUCCCAGCCACAAAGCACAUGGACACAUCCCAAAGACAACACCCGGAAAACUAAACACAACUCCAACGACGACCUCCCCAUAUCCAGCCCCGAAAAAGCAUCGGCCAAUUACAGAGAUAACCCCAAUUAUCAAAACAUCGAAGAAACAAGCUCAACAAAGAGCAGACAACUAAGGAGAAAACUCAUCUACCCAAUCACCACGAGCAAAAAAACAGAAUAAAAGCAGAGUCAACGACAAUUUCUCACUCCCUCCUGGAAUGGAGGAAAUAGAAACAGAUCAUUCCUCGAAUAUCGACCUAACAAUCGAAUAAAAGGACAUUAGGUUAUAAACCGCGCCAACAAAAAAGACAUGCAUCAAGAUCAACUAAUUCUACAAAACAAAAAUGAUCCAAAACCGAACAACA
Messenger RNA from Malaya genurostris, 7408 nucleotides. RefSeq names its product exportin-4-like. The record is from RefSeq and is a predicted model, not a curated record. Lineage: Eukaryota; Metazoa; Arthropoda; Insecta; Diptera; Culicidae. Gene Ontology annotation, biological process: protein export from nucleus. Gene Ontology annotation, cellular component: cytoplasm; nuclear pore. The coding region runs from base 391 to 3819 and encodes 1142 amino acids. The transcript has 7 exons. Gene Ontology annotation, molecular function: small GTPase binding; nuclear export signal receptor activity.